Messenger RNA from Neoarius graeffei (lesser salmon catfish), 2072 nucleotides. RefSeq names its product dual specificity phosphatase 5 (gene dusp5). Lineage: Eukaryota; Metazoa; Chordata; Actinopteri; Siluriformes; Ariidae. The coding region runs from base 97 to 1158 and encodes 353 amino acids. The transcript is spliced from 4 exons. Gene Ontology annotation, molecular function: MAP kinase tyrosine/serine/threonine phosphatase activity; protein tyrosine/threonine phosphatase activity. Gene Ontology annotation, biological process: negative regulation of MAPK cascade; endoderm formation; protein dephosphorylation. The record is from RefSeq and is a predicted model, not a curated record. Gene Ontology annotation, cellular component: nucleus; cytoplasm.
CGCGCGGAGCGGCUGAGUGAACCAGGUCACCCUCGCGCGCAAAUACAGGAACGAAGCUAAUUAUAGGAAUAUUAUUAUUAUUAAUAAUAAGUAAUCAUGAAGGUUUUGAGUAUAGACAGCCGCCAUUUAAAGAAAAUCCUGCGCAAGGAGAGCGGGAAGUGUUUAAUCCUGGACUGUAGACCGUACCUGGCGUUCGCCAGCUCGAGCGUGCGCGGUUCGGUGAACGUGAACCUGAACUCGGUGGUGGUGCGCAGGUCGCGCGGAGCUCCGGUGCCGCUGCGGUUCGUGGUACCGGACGAAGAGGCGCUGUUCCGGCUGCGGGAGGGCGGCGUGUCGGUGGUGGUGGCGCUGGAUGAAGGCACGCCGCAUCUCCACAAGCUGAAGAAGGACAGCGUGGCUCGCCUCGCCAUCCACAGCCUCGCGCACCUCACCAGCUGUGCCAACAUCUGCUUCCUAAAGGGAGGCUACGAGAGCUUCCACGCGCACUACCCCGAGCUGUGCACCGAGGCCAAGCCGCCUCAGGACCGCAGCGCGCCGGACACGGCGGAAGUGCAGCCCGGGGCCGAUUACACUCAGGAUGGUCCAGUGGAGUUGUUGCCCUUCCUGUACCUGGGCAGUGCUCACCAUGCACGUCGACACGACUGCUUGAAUGAGCUGCGCAUCACGGCACUGUUGAACGUGUCACGGCGGGACUGGCAGUGCGCCGGUGGGCCACAACGCUACAAACGCAUUGCUAUAGAGGACAGUCACACAGCCGAUAUCGGCUCACACUUCCAGGAGGCCAUUGACUUCAUUGACGAGGUGAAGCAAGAAGGCGGAAAGGUGCUGGUGCACUGUGAGGCGGGCAUUUCGCGCUCACCCACCAUCUGCAUGGCGUACCUGAUGAAGACGCAGAGGCUGCGCCUGGAGGAGGCGUUCGACGCAGUGAGGCAGCGGCGUGCCGUCGUCUCCCCCAACUUCAGCUUCAUGGGGCAGCUGCUGCAGUUUGAGAACGAGGUUCUGGCGUCAGCGACAGACAGCAAUAUCGAAAACGACGAUGACGAACACAAGAGUGACGAGUUCACGAUUGAUAAGAGCUUCGAGUCAUCCGUUUUCUCCUUCCCUACCUCCUUCCUGUCGCCCAUCAAACUCGGUCCCAUCUCCUCCCUGACUACUUGAAAUAGAAAGGAACAAAAAAGACAUCGCGUAGUGUGGCGAAGGAGAAAUUAAGACUGUUUGUUUGGACGCAACCUCCUCGACGAAAUAUUCUGGUCAGGAGAUCAAACUUGGCAGCAAAAAAACCCCAAACCCUACAAUGUAGCUGAAAUAAUAUUUUAAGAACUUUGCCAACAGUCCUUUCAGCUUGCUGAAUAACCAAGCAUGGUGACUUAACAUUUUGACUAGUUAUCAUGCUAGAUGAUUUGCUACCAACAGUACCAGUCACACGUUUGGACAUAUUUUACUCAUUCGUAGUGAUCCUGAAUUUCCCCUCGUGGGGAUCAAUAAAGGAAUAUCUUUUAUCUUAAUGAGAAUAAUUCAUAGUAAUAAGUGUGUCCAAACAUUUUGACUGGUCCUGUAUAUGGAGUGGUAAUUAGCUACUUUGCUAAUUAGCUAGCGGAAUAAAGGUUUGGUCCAUAAACAUGAACAGAGCAAAUGCAUUUAAACAAUACGUGCACAAUUUUUGUUUUGAAAAGGAAAUUGUAAUCAGAUUGUGAAGCUUUCUGGGUAAAUUUCCUCCUGAAGUGUGCACUGAUGAACACUCGAUCUCUCUGCCCUCCAAGGGCUCAGCUAACGAACUUUUAUUUAAUCUAAUAAAGCACUGGAGAGGCUGUUAGGAUGGCAGCAGGGAUUCGGUGGUGAAUGGAAGUCGAGCAGUACUCGACGUCUGAUCGUGUUUAAAAGACUGCAUGGAAGUGAGUGUUUUGGUGUUUGCCUUAGAACACACUGCAAUACAAGCCUUAGUUUCAUGAUCGUCCAUGCCUACUUGUGACCCACUCUAAGGCUUUUCAUAUUAAUUUAUUGAAUUUUUUUUUAUUGUUUUCUUUUUUUUAUCAGGAGUGAAUCUGUUAAUAAAUGUUUUGUACAUAGAAGUG